This is a messenger RNA of Triticum aestivum (bread wheat), 1329 nucleotides long. RefSeq names its product benzyl alcohol O-benzoyltransferase-like. The record is from RefSeq and is a predicted model, not a curated record. The coding region runs from base 1 to 1329 and encodes 442 amino acids. NCBI's taxonomy places the organism in Eukaryota, Viridiplantae, Streptophyta, Magnoliopsida, Poales, Poaceae. The transcript is spliced from 3 exons.
AUGGCCAGCUCGUCAGCGUUGGAGUUCACCGUGAGGAGGAAGCUUGCGGUGCUGGUGCCGCCCGCGGCCCCUACGCCGCGGGAGCUGAAGAGGCUCUCCGACAUCGACGACCAGGAUGGGCUCCGCUUCCAGGUCCCCAUCAUCCACUUCUUCCGGCAGCAUGACGGCUGGGACGACGACCCUGCGCCUGUACUACGCGGCGCCAUAGCGGCGCUCGAGGGCCGCAAGCUCGCCGUCGACUGCACCGGUGAGGGCGUGCUGUUCGUCGAGGCUGAUGCCGACGUCCGCCUCGACCAGUUUGAUGCGGCCCUGGGGCCGCCCUUCCCGUGCCUCGACGAGCUCCUAUUCGACGUCCCCGGCUCCUGCGGUAUCCUCGACUGCCCGCUCCUCCUUUUCCAGGUGACACGGCUCGCUUGCGGAGGCUUCGUCAUGGCUGUGAGGGUACAGCACACGAUGGCAGAUGCGGCGGGGAUGGUGCAGCUCCUGGGUGCUAUCGCGGAGCUGGCUCGGGGUGCGCCGGCGCCAACAGUGCAGCCGGUGUGGGGGCGCGAGCUGCUGCAGGCGCCGCUGCUGAAUGAUGAUGUACUACUCCCACCGCGCUUUGCGCACCGUGAGUACGAUGAUGUGAUGGACAUGAAUGACGCCAUCGUGCCCUUUGAAUUCAUGGUGCACCGCUCCUUCUUCAUUGGGUGGCGGGAGAUCUCCGCCAUCCGAUCCCACCUCCCGCCGGCUCUCAGUCACGAAGCUACCAACUUCGAGGUCAUCACGGGGUGCCUGUGGAGGUGCCGCACGACAGCUCUGGCCCCCCAUGCCGACGAGGAAAUGAGAAUGAUCUGUACCGUCAACAUCCGUGGCAAAAAAGACACUAUCAUCCCCGUCGGCUACUAUGGCAACGCCUUCGCUUCCCCGGUCGCCAUCUCCACUGCCGGUGACUUGCUCGCCAACCCUGUGAGCUACGCCGUGGAGCUCGUGAUGAAGGCGAAGCGGCAGGUGGAUGUGGAGUACAUCCUCUCCGUGGCAGCGCUCAUGGCACAACGCGGGCGGCCACACUUUGCGGUGGCGCGCGCCUACCUCGUGUCGGACGUGACCAAUGUUGGAAUCCGCGACCUUGACUUCGGCUGGGGCAAGCCGGUGUAUGCCGGUCCAGCAAAUGGCGGAGUCGUUGCCUUACCAGGCAUCGGCAGCUUCUUCAUUGCUGUAAGGAACGCCACGGGCGAGGAGGGUAUCACAGUCCCCGUGUGCAUGCCCGGCCCCACCAUGGACAAGUUUGUUAACGAGAUGGGCAAGCUCAUGCGCCCGGCAUUGGCUGACACGUUUUCCAAGAUGUGA